CGUUGUGUUAGAUAUGUUAAGAGAUUGAGCCAAACGAGCCGUUCGCAGUUUUACGAAUUUGUCGUGCGUUUUGUGUUGUUUUACGGACUUUACGCAUUUAUUUUGGAUUAAGUGUUUAAUACUUUAAGUGAAGUGAAUUAUGCCUAUUACAAUAAUGGCCAAGAACUAUUCGCAUUGUCCGUUGAAAAAGCGGCCGAUUAUUUUCAAAGAAGACGAAAUCCCCGAGGAGCCCGAAAAUUUAUCGACGAAACCUGAGGACUUGAGCCGGGCAGGACGAUUGGCUUCGGUCUCACCGCCGUCAUCCCCGAAUUCGUCACCGGCACCUCUGUCGCCGGUUUCAUCGAUAUCCAUUGCUUCACCCCCGUCUUCGCCGCCGAUAUCUUCACCCUCACCGACUGUUUUUUAUCCGACUCAACCGAUCAAGGUUGAAUCUCGCCUGCCUUACCCAACUCCAAUAAGCCCGGAGUACGCGCCUCAAACUUGGCAUAGAAGUGUGGCGCCUAUUUAUCAUCCGACGGCCUACCAUUAUAUGCCGUAUACUCACUACCCCCAUGAGAAUUUAUACAUGGCACCUACGUCUCCAUACAGUGACAGUUCCCUUUCACCCCCGCAUCAUUCGCAUCACGUUCAACAGCCUUUGCAACCGUUAGCGUUUAGGCCGACGGUUUAUUCGUCAAUGGACCAGAGUUCUCUGAGUCCCAACAGCUCCACAAAUUCACCACCUCCUGUCUCGGUGCCGGCAGAAGAUCUCUCCGAAAAACGACGCCAGGGUGUGAGACACCAGUGUCCGGAUUGCGGCAAGAGUUACUCCACUUUCGCCGGAUUGUCGAAACAUCGGCAGUUUCACUGCGCGGCGGGCGACGGUCCGAAAAAGUCCUUCAGUUGUAAAUACUGCGAAAAGGUAUACGUCUCGUUGGGCGCCCUGAAAAUGCACAUAAGAACGCACACUUUGCCUUGCAAAUGUACCAUCUGCGGCAAAGCAUUUUCGAGGCCGUGGCUCCUCCAAGGCCAUAUCCGCACCCACACAGGUGAGAAACCCUUUUCGUGCACGUAUUGCAACAGGGCAUUCGCCGACAGGUCGAAUCUCCGCGCUCAUCUACAGACCCAUUCGGACGUUAAGAAAUAUUCUUGUACGUCAUGCAGCAAGACCUUCUCGAGGAUGUCUCUUUUGACGAAACACACGGAAGGCGGUUGUACCGGUUCGAGUCCUACGUUAUUACAUAACGACAAAAUGUACUAGAUUUUUAGUUUUGUCUUUUAAACUUAAGUUUUUUACGUUGUUCCGCGCGCACGCACAUCUCAGAACAUUCCUCGUAUUCGGUUCCUUUUUUGCUACUCAUUAUUUAUUUUGUCGGAUAUAGUGCCUUUGUAAAGACUGAAUUGCCGAAAUUUGUACAAAUCUAUUGAUAUAAAUGUACAGUUAGUUAUAAGCAAAAUUUUACAUAUGUAACAUUUAUAUGUAUGUACAAAAAAGUGUUUCUCGAAAAUUGUUUGUACUCGCCUAAGCCAUGUGAACUUUUCAUAAAUUGUGGAAAUCGUUCGCAUUACUAUCUAGUCAAACGAAGUCUGGUUGACUUCUAUUAUGUUAUCCUUAUGCCAUUGUAU
Messenger RNA from Cylas formicarius (sweet potato weevil), 1605 nucleotides. Its product is annotated as zinc finger protein SNAI2-like. The record is from RefSeq and is a predicted model, not a curated record. NCBI's taxonomy places the organism in Eukaryota, Metazoa, Arthropoda, Insecta, Coleoptera, Brentidae. Bases 140 to 1240 code for a protein of 366 amino acids. Gene Ontology annotation, molecular function: DNA-binding transcription factor activity, RNA polymerase II-specific; RNA polymerase II cis-regulatory region sequence-specific DNA binding. Gene Ontology annotation, biological process: regulation of DNA-templated transcription. The transcript has a single exon.